AUGAUGAGAAAUGCUUGGAAGAUAAGAAAUCUUGGUUUAGGAAUUAUGUUGGGGCUCUUGGUAACGAUAUGUGGGUGCUUGAUAUGUAUUCUGUUUGGUCGGGCAAGUUGGAGUAAGAAAGGACCGCAGGUGGCCGUAGAAAAGGAGUUGAAUCGGGCAGGUUUAUGUUGUAAUGGUGAGAUCAAUACGAGGGAGUGUAAUGCUCAGGAAACUGAGGUAAUGAAGGGGGAUGAGGAUGAGGGGAUGAAGAGAGAUAAGGACGAGAAUGGGGUAAUGAAGAGGGAUAAGGAUAAGGAUGGGGUAAUGAAGGGAGAUAAGGAGAAGCGCGAGGUAAUGAAGAUGUAUGAGAGUAUGGUUGGAGUAAGAUUAAGAACAGUGUUUGCGGCGGCCAGUAUAGCUAAACAUAUUGAGAACGCGGAGUUUAUUGUACAAGUGUAUUGGCCGCUUAUUAUUCAAGGGCCUGGAUGCAAGGCAUCGGUGGCAAAGUCUGGUUUGAUUGAUCAAAUUGUUUGUUGCUUGCUGGACUUGUUGGCAUGCUUUUAUGAGUCUAAGAUGAAUAGUUCGGACCAUGACUAUGACUGGUUUUGGUGCUUUGCAGUUGAAUCGUGCCCCAAUUUGUAUCGGAGGUUGGGACACUAUUUCUCGGAGGCGAAACUAAAGGAAAUGGUUGCGGUCAUUCAUGACUAUGACAAUAAGAUGUCACCUAACUCGGGAGAGGCGGACCUGCGUCCUUUAUUGGAGAUAUCAAAACGAUUUGUUUUGGGUAUUGCCAAGUAUUCUAAGGUUGGUGGGUUUAGUAGUAAGUGCCAGGCUAUUUAUGGACGAGUUUGUGCGUAUAAUAACUCGUCCUUGCGUGGUUUUGGGGCGAAUGAGUUGAAGCAGAUUCGGGCAUAUAUCUGCUUUUUGGACAUGCUGUGUUAUAUGAGUCCUACUGAUGCAACAAGAGCCAAGACCAUUUCUAAGGUUUUGCAUAAUAUCGAAACUGGUAUUGAUAGUCUUUUGCCAUGUACUAGUCUUCAAACUGAAGCACAGAUUGUUGAGCGGUUUAAUGUGUAUAUUAAGAAUAUUGUUGUGCUAAUUAAUAGUCAACUAGUUCUUCUUCACGAAAUAAUUGAGUUCGCUGAUGUUGUUUAUUUCUAUGCUCGGCGAGUUGAUAUAUUAGGUGGUAAAUCGCCCUGGAAUAUACCUGCUAGCUGGAGCUCAGUGCAAUGGAAGACGACUCUUCCAUAUAAGUCUUGCAACAUUACUGGGGAGUGUCAAAGAGAGGUGGUCAAGUAUUAUGCCCAGGCUCUGGAUAAGUAUCUGAACGCCCAGACCAUCAUUGAAACGUUGCCUGGCUCUUAG
Molecule: messenger RNA, 1344 nt
Organism: Nematocida homosporus
Lineage: Eukaryota; Fungi; Microsporidia
Exons: 1
Coding region: 1-1344 (447 amino acids)
Source: RefSeq, a predicted model, not a curated record